This is a messenger RNA of Drosophila gunungcola (fruit fly), 591 nucleotides long. RefSeq lists its product as uncharacterized. Lineage: Eukaryota; Metazoa; Arthropoda; Insecta; Diptera; Drosophilidae. The record is from RefSeq and is a predicted model, not a curated record.
AUGCUCCUCCACGCCGACGAUCACCACGAAGCAUCAAUCGGGUCACUCUCUGCUUGUGGCAAGAUUCCCUCGGCGCUGCACCCAUCCGUGCCACUCUCCCCGCUCCCCGAUCCACGAUCCCUGUCUCCCUGGUUCCCACUCCUCUCGAAGAAAGAGAGCCGUGCCCCAUGCGUGCCGUCCUCACUUAAGCCAAAGAGCCAAUCUCGUGUUGCACAUGGUGUGAGCUCUUCCCUUUUGGCGCACAGUCGCACCGACCUCAUUUCCUCUUUGGCGCGACAUUGCGUUACACUUACGGGCACGGAGCAGCAGCAGCAGCAGCAGAAGCAGAAGCAACCACCGCAGCAACCACCACCAUUGGAUCAGCAUAGCACCACCCAGGCAAGCAGCCGGUGCAUGUGCAUCGUGAGAAAGUUUGCUGGAGGCAUUCCCACAAGUAUUGGGAUUGUGCCGCACUCCUGCUCUCGGUUCUCGGCCUCGGUCAGCUGUGACACUUGUUUGGCGCAUUUCGGCGAGAUUGGGUUUGGGUUUUUUGGGAUUGGGCCAUUGACGAAAUCCACCUGCCCGAGGGGUAAUAGAGCCGAUUCCCAGUAA